Messenger RNA from Pezoporus occidentalis (night parrot), 7481 nucleotides. RefSeq names its product T-box-containing protein TBX6L. Lineage: Eukaryota; Metazoa; Chordata; Aves; Psittaciformes; Psittacidae. The record is from RefSeq and is a predicted model, not a curated record. Gene Ontology annotation, biological process: regulation of transcription by RNA polymerase II; cell fate specification; positive regulation of DNA-templated transcription. The coding region runs from base 4616 to 5974 and encodes 452 amino acids. Gene Ontology annotation, molecular function: RNA polymerase II cis-regulatory region sequence-specific DNA binding; DNA-binding transcription factor activity, RNA polymerase II-specific. Gene Ontology annotation, cellular component: nucleus. The transcript is spliced from 12 exons.
AAGUACACUGGAGAAAACAUACUGUAGUCAUCUGACAGAAAUGCACAUGAAAUGGGAUGGGGAGAUGGAGCUGAGGCUACAAACUGACUGCAGAAUCACAACAACAAAGUAAUUUCUAUGAAGGGGAAAAGUAGAAUCACACUUUUGUCUGCAUUUGAGAUUUAUCUGCGCAAUUAAAUGAUUGCAUAGCUCGGUACAAAAACAUUAAAUUAUAUAAUCCCAGUGGGAGGAACACUUUACAGUCUCUCUGAGUAUGUUGUCUUAUUAAAGGAAACUGCUUAUCUAAAACCAAGUCAAUGUAUGUGGUGAAAAGUAGGUUUUGCCCUCAGAUCAGACAUGGGUAUAUCCAUCUCAGGUUUUUUUCAGCCAGUUUUUUUCUCUCCCUUCUCUUUCAGAGACCCUGCAAACAACAAUGAAUUCCAGUAUAAAUGGAAUAUAAACAAAGUUCAUAUAUGGUAUAAACAUAUGAGAACCGCAGUGGAAUGGUAUUCAUAUAAUUUUAGUUAGAGUGAUGUUAUUCUAACUACAAGUGAAAGGCCAUGUAACAGACAAAGGUAUUUUAGACUUAAUGCUUCCUGUGUUAGUGCUUAAUUGUUCUGUGUAACUACAGUUAGCUUAAGAGCCUGUCCUACUUAUUCACACUCUUUUACUCUCUGAGGUAUUUGGCAGAUAAAUAGGACUGUUGACAAGAAAUAAUAAGCAAUUGAGUUUUAUUUGCAAAUACGCAUUGCAUGAACCAUUAUCUAAUACAGCACUGAACACAUACUGUUCAGUAAUAAUUAGAAAAGGAUGUGGUAUGAGCAAAAAAGCUUUAUUCUUUAGAAGUGUUCUUUGAUUCCUUGUAAUGUAAGUCACACCAGAGGUUUCAUUUCCUUAAGUUACACGCUAAAAUGUAUGAAGAGUCACAUUUUCUCUUCUAAAUGCAUGGGUAUAUAUAAAAUGUAAUUUCUUCAAUAUGAUUGCGGUGAUAAUUUUCCCCUUAAGAGAUGGCAUUAGAUAUAGUCUCAAAGAAUACCGUAACUUGUUAAUUGAACUGCCAUAUAAAACCACCAUCCUAUAUGAAUGUCAGAAAGCAGUAGUUUUGAGUGUGGAAAUUUGUCACUUAGGAACGUCUAGACUGUAUAUUAGAUUUCCAUUAAGUCAAAGUGGGUUAGAAAAAAAGGUUUAGAAAUUCAUAGUGGAAAUUAUUGAGCUUGCAUCAAUUUGCAGCACUACACCCUCAAGUAAUCAGUGCAAGUUCCAACAAAUCACAAUGCUGCUGGGACUUUCCCAGUAGACAGCACUGCUGGAAAUGCUUCCUAUACUUAAUAAGUAAAUGGGCUUUCCUGGGAGCAAAACAAGGAAUCUGACAUGUUGUCUCACAGUAAAGAGCACCGGUACAAGAUGAUUUUUGGCUUGGCUUUCUUGAACAUAACAGCUUGGGAUUGCACAUCAUAAACUACUGCUGCAAAAAGAAGUGCAGGAGUUUCCGCUUUAUAACCUGAGUCCGUUGAUCCCCUUGCUUUGCUAGUGUAAAGAAGCCUCUGAAUCUGCUUGUGCAGUUAGAAGUAGGCAUUAGCAUCUAGGCAGAGCUGUCAGUUCACACUUUAGUUGUGAGAAGACAGACAUAGGUCUUUCUUUGGAAGCUGAAUAAGACUAGUGUAUGUACAGGGACAUGCUUGCAUGCACCCUGGUGCUUUUUGUUGUCUCUAAAGUCAAUCUUCAGAUGAACUGAGCAAAGACUCUCCUACAAUAGCUAGUUCUUCCAGGCCUGUACUUCUCUUUGGAAGUUUUUCAUUCCAAAGCAGGUUUUCUCCAUGUGAGAAGGAAAAUGGGAAAGCAGUGCAGUGUCAGGGUCGUUUUAAUUCCUUGAUGUCCUCCACUGCCUCCACCUCGGCCACAAAGAUGUCCCUGUUCUGCUGGGGUGGCAGGUGCUGAGCCUGGGCUGAGCAUUGCAGCCCUUCAUCUGCAGGAGCAGAACACUCCCCGCGCUGAGCUCCUUGGACAUGUGUAUUGGCAGCUGUUAAGGGGCAGACACAAGGUCCUUUAACAACUGCACAUAAUUCAGAUGACUUCUCUGGAAAUGCUAAUGUAUAAGUGAACAAGUUCACUUUUAGACAAUUGAUAAUUCAAUUAAAAUGUAAGAGUAAAUAGAAUGUGCUUAUAUGCACUCCUUGCAUUUGCUUUCUUAAUAAGUUGAACUUCUUGCCAUUUCAAUGAAACUCAAAUACUUACAUUACCAUUCUAAUGCCUGGUUUGUGUGUAUGGUCACAUUUCAGUAAUGACAAAGCGCAGUGUAGCAACUGUCAUGUUAUCUAGUACUGUGAAGACAAGUAGCUGUAAAGAAUAUGAAAAUAGGGAAAUGUUAUUCCCAAGUGCAGACUGUGCUGGGGAAGAGGGGGACAGGAGAAGGAUGAUAUUUCAUCUAAAAUACAUGUCGGGUUCAACAAGGUACCUAAAUAUAAGUACAAAACACUACUACUGGUGACAGUGAAGAUAGCAAAGGGCAUCAUCAGCUCUAUUUCACCCUAGCCUUACACUGUGUACAGUUUCUCUAGUGACCUAAAGUCUUUCUUCAACUAAAAUUUCCAUUGAAACCAUGUGCUUUAAAAUAAAUACAUUUAACUUCCUUUGUACUCAUAAAUGCAAAAUUUCACAGUUAACCACUGAAAAAUGAGAAAGGCCAAAGAAAGGUUGAAGUAUCUCUGCUGGUCAGCCCAGAUUAAGUCUGUGGGAAACUGAGUGACUAUGAAGAAUAGGCCUGGGUACGAUAGGGUGUACAAAUAAAAUGACAAUGUAAUAUGAGGUUUUGACAACAAAUCAAUCAGAAAAAGCAGGAACAGACCGUAGUUUUAAAGUCGUGCUGUGUUAAUUUGAGAGCAGUACUAAGGAAAUCAAAAUUCACCAAUUAACUCUCCCUGAAGUGAUGAUGGCUAGGACAUAUAGAUGAACUUUAGGGAGCAACUGGUGUUACCCACCUAAGUUCCAGGAAGAGAGAUCAUAAAAUGAAGUUCUGUUUGGUGAUACCCGCCUUACAAUGGGGCAGGGUAUUAGCAAUACCAUUUUCUUUAACACCUUUUCUUCCCCAUCCUCACUGGUUGAUACUGUUCCAGCAAGGAAAUCCUGGUGGUUUGCAGAAUAGUAGCAGCAGAACUCAUGAUAGUUACUGAAUAUGAUGGACUAGAAGCUGGUUCAGUUUUGGUGACUUCUGUAUCUGGGCUUUGUAAAUAUUCACUUCCCACACCUAUUUCCUAAUAACACCAUUGAUCUAUUGGUCAAAAGAACUGAAUUGUGCAUCAGAACUUUCCCACUAGCUGGUAAGUUUUUUAAUUACCCUUUAUCUUCCAUUUUCUGUUCCCAUAAAAUGGAAGCUACAUGUCCAAGCUCCCACCCCACCCCAAAUGGCCACUGAAUUUGAAGCAGAGAUUUUUAUAUAUCGGAAAUUGUUUAUCAUUUUACCUUCUGACCAAUUUUAGUUAAAACCAUGGAUUUUUUUCAUUCUGAGUGAAUGAAUAAUAAUAGCCUCUCAGAACAGAUUCCAUAGUUGAGUUGAACAAGAGCAAUACAAAAAGUCACCUGAGUUUUUGUCAUGAUGAAUAACAUAGAGAUUCCCUUGAGCAGAAUUCUGGAGAAGACUGACAUCUCUUCUCAGUUAAGUGUAGAAUAUGCUUAGUUUUUUUUGAGAACCCUUGGCUCUGAUUGCUGAGAAACUGGGAUAAUUCAGUGCAGCAAAAAAAAAGUCUUUUUUUCUAAUCAGGACUUACUUGUAUUUUUCGGUUUUUACCUAUUCCCUAGUUGAAAUUUCCUGUGUCUUGUAACCAUUUAACAAUAUGUUACUAACCAUCCAUUAUGUCCUGCUUUAUUCUCUUUUAGAUGAAAGAGCCAUGUAAAAAGAGAAUUCACCAACCCCUGUGACUGAAUUUGAGCGAUAAUGUCAAUGGAAUUAACACAUUGCCAUUGUUGAAUGGUCUCCUGUGGCUAUAUAAACAUCAAGGCUCAUUGUCACCGUCUCACCUAAUGCAGGAGACAAGUAGCUGAUGUGGAUGUUGCAUAGCAACUAUAAUUUCUUGUGUCACAAAACCACUGACAAUGGCUGCAUUACAGAAGCCAGAGCUGGUCAGUUAGGACAUGCAGAGGAUCUCCUGAACCAGUAAGAGACAGCUCUUCAGAAGAACAGGAGUUAUGGAGCCCUUCUGCAUUUCUGCUCUAGGGUUCUUCAGGAAACCUGUCUGUAGAUGGCUCACAGUUCUAGUGCCAAAACAGUCCCCAGCCUUGUGACGGCUGCAGCUUUGGCCAACAGCAGGGGACACCAGUGACAGUGGCAGCCCCAGCCAUUGCUGCAGAUCCUUCCUCUCUUUGUCCCUUUGGACAUCAAAGGAUCGCAAGGGGACAGCCCUGGCCAGAAGCUCCUCCCUGAUCAUUAGCCUCCAUAAAACAGGAACUCACCUUGGCUAGCUGUGCUUGGAGUCCCAUCCUCAUCCUGGUCACUCUUGACACUGGAUCUCAGAAGGAAGGGCUUUUGCUUAUUUCAGGAAGUCAGACCUGCUUUUGAACUGGACUAUUUUGGCACCCCUUGUAAGAACUUUGCUGUCUCUCCUGGCCGUGCAAGCUCCUAGACUCCACAGUACAUGGCAAAAUGCAAGCUUUACCAGACAUGAAAGUGCCAUGUGAGGCCCUUCCUUCCCCCAGCCUGGAGCACUACCCACAGAGCUCCAUUGUGGUCACCCUUGAGGACAUGGAUCUCUGGAUGAAGUUUCAUCAGAUAGGAACUGAGAUGAUCAUCACCAAAUCGGGCAGACGAAUGUUUCCACAAUGCAAAAUCAAAGUCUCUGGCUUAAUCCCUUAUGCCAAGUACCUCAUGCUGGUAGAUUUUGUGCCAAUGGACAACUUCAGGUACAAGUGGAAUAAAGAUCAGUGGGAAGUUGCUGGAAAAGCAGAGCCCCAGCUCCCUUGUCGCACCUAUGUCCAUCCAGAUUCCCCAGCUCCUGGCAGCCACUGGAUGAAAGAACCUGUCUCCUUCCAAAAACUGAAGCUCACCAACAACACUCUGGAUCAACAUGGGCACAUCAUCCUGCAUUCCAUGCACCGUUACAAGCCUCGCUUCCACAUUGUGCAGGCAGAUGACCUCUUCAGUGUCCGCUGGAGCAUCUUCCAGGUCUUCAGCUUCCCUGAGACUGUCUUCACUUCUGUUACUGCCUACCAGAAUGAGCAGAUUACAAAGCUCAAGAUUGACAACAACCCAUUUGCUAAAGGUUUCCGUGAGCAUGGGAAGAACACACGAAGGGAAGGACGAGCCAAAUGCCAGAAGCCUAGUCCAGCCAAGGGCCAGAAGAGGAAGCUACCUGAGGAAAAGGAGUCUGGUGCAGAGGAACGUGAUUUUGAGAAAGAUGAGAAUGUGGAUGUGAAGGAAGAGAGUAACCCCGUGGUGGUCAGCAGUGGAUACCCCUUCUGGGUCUCAGAGCAGAACAGCAGCCAUGCCUUUCCUGCAGCAUCCCCAGUGCCCGCUGACCAGAGGGAGGGUCUGGCCAGAGAGCAGCAAGUGCCUACACCAUCCUACCAGACAUAUCGGUUCCAUGAAGCUGGGGACAGCCAGCAGCUUCCCACCCGCGAUGCCACAACCUUGAACGACUUCCGGGCAAGGUGCCAUGCCUUGGAUCUCUCCACAGUGCCUGAGCACGACUCCAAACAGCUCCCAGAGGGCUUCACCAACCUGCCUCCUCUCCCCCCGCCUCUGCCUCCUCCCCAGGACUACACAGGAGUGGUGAACAUGGCUCUAGACUCUGUCGGGAAACCCGGGGCCCGAGCACCCAUGUACAGUCCCUAUGGCACCGAGCAAGGCCUUGGCCAGUGGAUGGUGCCUUCCCACAGCCAGUACAGGGCAAUGAGCUACUCGGCCUUCUCCACAGAGUACAAUACACAGGGGGCUCCGGGACAUGCCCAUGGGACCAUGGCAGAGUGGAGCCAGUACCCUCUGUUCCCCUAUGCCUGCUGGUGAACUGGGAGGACCCUUCCCAAUAAAAAACUGAAAGAAAACUGUAAAUGAGAUCAGACCUGCUCUGGGGUGUUGACCUUUUGAAGCCUUGCAUACACAAGGCUAAGAGGUAUUGCUGCAAGCAGUAGCGUGGGACUUCCUUGUUGCCUUGCUCAACAACCCUUGCUAUGUUUCACAAGCAACAGCUAAACUGAUGGCUGCCUGGCCAUGGCACUGUGGGUCUGGCUGAAUAAAUGUGUUCUGCAAUAUUGGGGUGUUUUUCAGCAGGAGUAGGAAACUGCAGGAGCUCCAGAGCAAUAUUUAAAGAGCUGAUGAGCUCUCAGACCCAGCCUGUUUUCAUCUCACAUUUGGCUGUUUCCAAAAUCUCUUCCUCCCAGGACUUGCAUGCAAGGAGAGAGAGGCUGAAGAGUUUCAGUAAACUGUCCAGGUGGCCAAAAAGCUGUAGAGAAUUAUUGCAGAGAUGAACAAAAGAAGCAAUCCUGGUGUCCCCUUGAGCAGUUUCCUCACUUAGUAUAGUCAAACUAAAGUUAGAGUCUUGCCUUUCUUCCAGCAGCAUACAAGAGUAAAAUGCACAGCAACACCUGUGUGUCUGGAGUGCAGCAGUGGCUCGUGCAGGCAGGGAAGAGUUUGUCCCGUUCAGGAGAAGCAGCAGCAAGGCUGUGUGUUGUGUCUGCAUGUCCCCUGUGCCCUCUUCUGUCACCCCUAGAUUCGAGGUUAGUGAAACACUUUUCUUUCUGCUGGUGGUGGAGGGAGGUUGUUCAGAGUGUGGGGGGCUGCUCUGGGGGGUUACAAAGGCCUGUGCUGGUCAGGAACAGGGCCACAAACAGCACUGCUGGCUGUGCCUCUCAAUCUCUUCCUUUCAAGGGAAAGGAAAUCUUUCACUGUGACCUUUUCAUCCUUCUUCCACCCCCUGCAGCCCCACAAGAAUAUAAUUUAUAGUUAUUGUGCUACACUCUGAGCAAGCUUUGUCAACAGGCAGUUCUCACCAGGCUGGCAUUGCUCAUCAGGAAUAUACUUCAAUUAAUACCCUGUAGGCACUGGGCUACAUGCUGCAUUGCUGGUCAGCAAAGUCAUCUUUCGCUGUCUGGAGGGUUGUAGGGAUCUGCUUCCAGGUUCAGUUAUUAGAGGAGUUUCAGCUCCCUCAUCUCUGUGGCCCCAUCGUGGGGAGGAGCUGUUCUGCCACUCAGCAGCCCGUAUGCUGCCUUGCAAAGAGGAUUUAUUUUCAUCUUCAUAUUAGAAGGGGGGAGCAUCCCUCUUUGCCCAAGUGGCAGAAUGGCCCUGGCAAUGGGGUCUUGUUUGAGACAGGCUCUUUGCCUCUCAGGGAGAAUAGACACGUUCCUAGGUGUUAUUUAGGGGAUGUUUUCUUGUAACGCUUUAAAUAAGCUGCUCUGUGGCCUGUAGCCAUCAGUAGGCAGUGAGGUGUGUCAUGUAUCGUGUAUGCCAGAUGGUUUUCUCUCUGUGUGUGCAGCACGGUGUGGUCUGUGAGCGGUCCUGCUUGGGUUUGUGACCA